UUCCUUAAUUUUCGAUAAUAAUCAUGUUCUUCAUGAGAUUCGAUAAAAAAGCUUGGUUUUUACUUGCUUUAUUCCUUAUAUUUUCGUUCUCUUCUACUCUUAUGGUCUGUGCCUUGGAUUCCAUUACAUCUUCUCUGUUGAUCCAAGAACCUGAAACAGUGAGCUCAAGGAAUAACAUGUUCACGCUGGGAUUCUUCAGUCCUCAAAAUUCCACCAAUCGUUACGUAGGAAUUUGGUACAUGACCAAAUCCUCUAUUGUUUGGGUUGCUAACAAAAACAACCCAAUAUCAGAUUCUUCUGGGAUUCUCACAAUAUCAGAAAAUGGCAAUCUUGUCGUUUUGGAUGGGCAAAAGCAGGUUGUUUGGUCAACAAAUGUCUCCCAUAUUGCAUCAAAUUCCAGUGCUCAACUCUUAGAUUCUGGCAACCUCGUCCUUGCAGAUGGAAGUUCAGGGGCAUAUAGGUGGCAGAGCUUCCUACAUCCUAGUAAUACAUUAUUACAAGGCAUGAAAUUGAUUGCUUACAGAAAAACAGGCAAGAAAGUGAAAAUUACAUCAUGGAAAAGUCCAUCUGAUCCAUCUGAUGGAAUAUUUUCUUGUGCUCUUGAAAUCCGUAACGUGACUGAAAUAUUCCUGAGGGAAGGAACUCGUCCUAGAUGGCGCAGUGGUCCUUGGAAUGGCUUAGACUUUCUUGGGAUAACUAGGGUAAUUUCAACUAACAACCAAAAUGGGAUUCGGAUGGAAGAAGAUGAAGACAGUUCUAGAUUAUCUUUUUAUAUAUACAAUGUUAUCUGGGCUUAUACUUUGGUUCCUCAAGGUAAAUUAGAGCGAAGACGUUGGAAUCCCCAGACACAUACAUGGGAACUUUUGAGGUCAUUAGGAUCUUCACAGUGUGAUGCUUAUGGCAAAUGUGGCCAAUUUGGGAUUUGCAAUUCGCAGAGCUCCCCAAUCUGUAGCUGCCUGAGAGGCUUUGAACCAAAGAACAAAGAAGAAUGGGGAAGGCAGAAUUGGACCAGUGGGUGUGUGAGAAGAGUAGCACUUCAGUGUGAAAGAAGCACAAAUGAUUCUCAAGCUGGCAAAAUAGAUGGGUUUUUUAUGGUGGAGAAAGUGAAAGUUCCAGAUGAUGCUCAGGUGUCAGCUACUUAUGAUGCGGAUGCUGCAGAUUGUCAAACUUCAUGCCUCAAGAAUUGCUCUUGUAAAGCUUAUGCCCUUGAAAGAAACCUUGGCUGUAUGAUUUGGACUGCAGACUUAGUUGACAUACAAAGCUUCUCAUAUGGAGGACUCGACAUUUACAUACGUUUAGCCUACUCAGAACUAGGCACGGGCAGGAAGAAAAUGACGACACCUAUUAUAAUAUCAGUUUUGGUAGGAACAAUUCUCAUUACUGCAUCUGCAUAUUUCUUGUGGAAAAAACGCUCAAAGAGAAAAGGAGAAAUGCAGACUCAUGACACUAGGAUUAUGGCUUUGAAGCAAGUCCAUAUUCCAGAGCUAUUAUUGUUUGAUUAUACAAAGCUAGCUACUGCAACAAGCAACUUUGACAUAGCAAAUAAACUUGGACAGGGUGGGUUCGGUCCAGUUUACAAGGGAAAGUUGGAAGAUGGGAAGGAAAUAGCUGUAAAAAGACUAUCAAAAUUGUCUAGACAGGGUAUGGAAGAAUUUAUAAAUGAAGUGGAGUUGAUUUCUGGGCUUCAACACCGAAACCUUGUUAAACUUCUUGGCUGUUGCGUUGAAGAAGAACAAAUAUUGGUUUAUGAAUACAUGCCAAACAAAAGUUUGGAUUUAUAUAUCUUCGAUCUAAAGCACCAAAAAAAAUUUUAUUGGGGAAAGCGCUUCAACAUAAUUGAGGGAAUAGCUAGAGGAUUGCUUUAUCUUCACAGAGAUUCAAGAUUAAAAAUUAUACAUAGAGAUUUGAAGGCAAGUAACAUAUUAUUAGAUGAAGAGAUGAAUCCAAAAAUAUCAGAUUUUGGAAUGGCUAAACUUUAUGGAGGCAAUGCUGAUCAUGCAAAUACUGAAAGAAUUGUCGGAACAUAUGGCUACAUUUCUCCUGAAUAUGCAACCGAAGGACUCUAUUCAGAGAAAUCUGAUGUUUUUAGCUUUGGUGUUCUGUUACUAGAAAUUAUUAGUGGAAGGAAAAACACUAGUUUCAAUGAAGAUGCAGAAUCUUUUACACUUUUAGGAUUGGCAUGGAAAUUAUGGAUGGAUGCCAAUAUUACACCUCUGAUAGAUCCACAUAUAUAUGAUCCAAGCUUUCAUAAGGAUAUAUUGAGGUGCAUGCAUAUAGGUCUUCUAUGUGUACAAGAACUUGCAAAAGAUAGACCUACUAUGGCAUCUGUCAUGUCAAUGCUUCAAAGUGAGAAUAUGGAUAUUCCUCCUCCAAGCCAACCAGCAUUCAUCCUCAGACAAACCAUGCCCUACACUACAAGGCAAACUUAUGAUAAUGAUGAGUUUGGUUCCAUCAAUAGUUUAACGUUCUCAAAAUUUGAAGGAAGAUAGAGAUUAGGGAUUUGUGAUGUUUCUGUUUCAUGUGAAAGAUGUAAAAUAUGUUUACUCAUUUGAUACAUACUUUGAGCUCAAGAAGGAAACUUUAAACUUUUCUUCUCCAAGAAAUCUAUGUACCUUAGCUAUCCAAAAACUUUAAUAUAUUUUCUGUAUUGAAUGAUUAUUUAUAGUCAUUCAUGUUCCCUCGUUUGAAUGCAUUAUGUAAAUAAACGCAAGAUGUGAUGAUGUGUUAGUUACCAUCAUUAUCUCUCUAUUCAUACACCUUUGACAA
This is a messenger RNA of Neltuma alba, 2766 nucleotides long. RefSeq names its product G-type lectin S-receptor-like serine/threonine-protein kinase At1g11300. NCBI's taxonomy places the organism in Eukaryota, Viridiplantae, Streptophyta, Magnoliopsida, Fabales, Fabaceae. Gene Ontology annotation, biological process: protein phosphorylation; recognition of pollen. Gene Ontology annotation, molecular function: ATP binding; protein serine/threonine kinase activity. The transcript has 7 exons. The coding region runs from base 24 to 2489 and encodes 821 amino acids. The record is from RefSeq and is a predicted model, not a curated record. Gene Ontology annotation, cellular component: plasma membrane.